UCAAAAAGCACCCAGUGUCACAUUGAUAUUGGACGAACGCGGGUCGCGCCCUUUGACCGUGAAAAAAAGUAAAAAUUCCGCGCGCUUUUUCUUUGCGAGAAAAAUAUUUUUUUUUGUUUUAUAAGUAGUCAAUUUUGUGAUUUUUUAAUAUAUAUUGUUUACUUAAAACAGCGAAAAACAUAAAAUAAGUGAAUUAUUUUAAUAAGUAAGUAGGUACUUAUUAAAAUAUGUUGAUUUGAAAAUCUGUGUACCUUUUAACAAAAUGUUAAUUGUCGAGAAUUUCAAUUGUUUUGUGAGAAAAUAAUAGUGAAUGAGGUUCAGUCAAAGUUGAUUUAUUACAAAUUGUUGGUGAAAUAGAAUAUUUUGAUAUUAUAACUAAUAUAAGGUUCUGAUGUCCAGUUACGGCAGCAUGUCACCCUCAGACGAGGGCUUCGACCGGUACGAGCCCCCCUUCUACUGCCCGCCUGCUCAUCAUGGCAGCCCAAUGGACGGGGCGGCAUAUUGGCCAGCUGUCAACGGCGAGGGUCAGGAGUUCGACACCGCGGACAUGUAUCACGAUACCAACCAUUACAUUGGUAGAAGUUAUGGUUAUGAAGACAUGCAAAUGAGCGCUAACGAACCGUAUGAUACAUAUCAUAAUAUGCAUCACACAUUUGCACAGAACAAUUCAGCGAUAGAAUGCGACAUGCAGCCGUUGCCGCUGCGAUAUGAAAGAACAGCGCCAUCUUUCGUCAGAGUCGUGAAGCGCCGGUCAACGGCCAAUAGGAAGGAGAGACGAAGAACACAGAGCAUUAACACCGCCUUCUCUGACCUUAGAGAUUGCAUACCUAAUGUACCGCCGGAUACUAAACUUUCUAAGAUGGCGCGCAGGAGAUCACACAGCAUCAACACAGCUUUUUGCCAACUGAGGCAAAGGAUACCCAAUGUUCUGCCUGACACUAAACUCUCCAAGAUUAAAACACUGCGGUUGGCGACCUCAUACAUAUCAUACCUGCUGAACGUGUUGGAGACAGACGGGGAGCCAGCUGGAGGGUUCAGGGCUGAGCUGCAUCACGCCCCGCCGAGGAGACGGACCAACGAGAGUGCACAGAGUAAUUCAUCCGACAAACGGGGCAAAGGCCGAACGGGGUGGCCACAGCACGUGUGGGCGUUGGAGUUGAAGACGGAACAAAGUUUACCUAGUUAGGUAUAGAAUAGCGCACGGCAGAUAUCGACGCUAAACGUGAUGAGGUGUG
Pectinophora gossypiella (pink bollworm) is the source of this 1235-nucleotide messenger RNA. It is a transcript of the gene Hand, whose product is annotated as neurogenic differentiation factor 2. Gene Ontology annotation, molecular function: RNA polymerase II transcription regulatory region sequence-specific DNA binding; DNA-binding transcription factor activity, RNA polymerase II-specific; protein dimerization activity. Gene Ontology annotation, biological process: developmental process; regulation of transcription by RNA polymerase II. Bases 392 to 1186 code for a protein of 264 amino acids. NCBI's taxonomy places the organism in Eukaryota, Metazoa, Arthropoda, Insecta, Lepidoptera, Gelechiidae. The transcript is spliced from 8 exons. The record is from RefSeq and is a predicted model, not a curated record.